Dinoponera quadriceps is the source of this 1555-nucleotide messenger RNA. RefSeq names its product troponin T-like (gene TpnT). Gene Ontology annotation, cellular component: troponin complex. Bases 330 to 1370 code for a protein of 346 amino acids. The transcript is spliced from 15 exons. Gene Ontology annotation, molecular function: tropomyosin binding. The record is from RefSeq and is a predicted model, not a curated record. NCBI's taxonomy places the organism in Eukaryota, Metazoa, Arthropoda, Insecta, Hymenoptera, Formicidae. Gene Ontology annotation, biological process: sarcomere organization; regulation of muscle contraction; muscle contraction.
UCAGAGCGGCUCAGGUUGUCGCGGACUCCACAUUCCACGGGGUCGAGCUCCUCCUGUGCGUGUCCCUCUCUGAGAGAAGUAACCCUCUCACCGGCUGGCACCCCCGAACGCGCCCGCCCGUCCACACACACCCACACGAUUAUACACACAGGCCCACACGCACAAUACGCUUGUAUUGACACCACCCGAGUCCUUUUAAGCAACCGCCAACAUGUCUGACGACGAGGAGCAAUACUCCAGCGAGGAGGAGGUCGAGGAAGUGUAAGCAGCCGGAGAAGAAGACCGAGGGCAGAGCGUCCCAAAAGGAAUCCGGCGAGAAUAUCGAGUUUAUGAAGAGGCAAGAACAGAAGAGAAGUGAUCUCGACGAGCAGAUAAGAGAGUACAUAGCGGAAUGGCGGAAGCAGAGAGUCAAGGAGGAGGAGGAAUUGAAGAGAUUAAAGGAGAAACAAGCCAAGCGCAAGGUCACUCGCGCGGAGGAGGAGAAGAAAUUGGCGCAGAAGAAGAAGGAAGAGGAGGAGCGUCGUCAACGUGAAUUCGAGGAGAAGAAACAACGUGACAUCGAGGAGAAGAGAAGGCGCCUGGAGGAGUCGGAGAAGAAACGGCAGGCCAUGCUGCAAUCGAUGAAGGACCAGGCGACCAAGAAGGGCCCUAACUUCACCAUCACCAAGAAAGAAGAAGGUGAUCUUACACCGGCGCAAAUCGACCGUAGCAAGACGAAGGAGCAGAUCGAGGAAGAGAAGAGGAUUUCCCUGAGCAUCCGCAUCAAACCUCUAGAAAUCGAGGGUCUGUCAGCCGACAAACUCCGCGUCAAGGCGACCGAAUUAUGGGAGGCCAUAGUUAAACUCGAGACUGAAAAGUACGAUCUGGAGGAGCGGCAAAAGCGCCAGGAAUAUGACCUUAAAGAGCUGAAGGAACGUCAAAAGCAACAGCUGAGGCACAAAGCCUUGAAGAAGGGUCUCGAUCCCGAGGCUCUGACUGGCAAAUAUCCCCCGAAGAUCCAAGUCGCCUCGAAGUACGAGCGUCGCGUCGACACCAGGUCCUACGACGACAAGAAAAAACUUUUCGAGGGCGGUUAUGACACGAUCUUAGCGGAGACCAACGAGAAAAUGUGGAAAGAGAAAUCAGACCAGUUUAUGAAGCGCAACAAAACGAAGCUACCGAAGUGGUUCGGCGAGCGCCCGGGCAAGAAGGCCGGCGACCCCGAUUCACCGGAGGGCGAAGAAGACGUGAAGGUUGCGGCUGACGAGGAUCUCGCGGGGCCGCAAUUCGAAGAAGAAAUCGAAGAGGAGAUCGAAGAGGAGGAGGAGGAGGAAGAGGAAGAAGAGGAGGAGGAGGAGGAGGAAGAGGAGGAGGAGGAGGAGGAGGAAUAAAUCAUCUGAUUGCUUUCGGCGUGUGUACAUGGAUGUUAAGAAGCAUACUUCAAGCUCUCGAAGCGAUCAUCGCGCGAUCGCCAGUCGAAUCGUCGAAUGUGCCAGUGAUAGCGACGAUAGCGAAACAUCCUCAUGGCGGAAACCUUCGUUCCCGGAAGCCACUUCACCUUAUCAUCAUCUUCUUA